AAUAGCUCGUGAUAGUCUUGCGUAGCAUUUCGCGGGCGGUACGCCUUUCGACCGAUCAGCUGCAUUUAAAUAUCCUCAUUAUGUUGACUCGCAGCAGGUUCGGAGUUUAUGCUAAUGAAAAUGCUGCAGUUGGUGUUAAAGAUAAUGCUGUUCUGAAAGCCAAAACCGUAGGUGUGUCAACGAGGUCACGCGCAGCACUAUGCGAUAUUAAGAAUAAGACUGCAAAUAUUCUGCCAAAAGAUGUAGGGAAGCAAAAACCCUUAAAGAAUGAGCAAUGUUUGGAACAAAAGAAAGAAGUACUCGAAAUGAGUAUCGACAGUCCAACUCCUGAUGUCACAACUCAAAAACCAACAGAUCAGCUGAAAGAAUUUCAAGCCAGUCGGAAACUCAUUCGCUUAGAAAGUUUAGCCUCUGAGAUAGCAGAGGAAUAUUUGGACGUUGACCGAAAUGACUACGAGGAUGCUGCUACAGUUUAUCCCUAUACAGAAAGAAUAUUCAAUUAUCUCCAAGAUAGAGAAUUGUUAAUACAACCGUUGAAAGCUGAUUACAUGGACUUAAACUGUGAAAUCACUCCACGGAUGAGAUAUAUCUUAGUUAACUGGCUUGUUCAAGUACACUACAGUUAUAAAUUGCAACCUGAGACCCUCUAUUUAUGUGUUGCUAUCUUGGACCGUUAUCUACUGAAAAAUUCUAAAAGCUUGACAAAAGAUGGCUUCCAGCUUAUAGGCGUGGCAUCCUUAUUUAUUGCUGCAAAAUUCGAAGAAAUGUAUCCACCCGACAUAAGCGACUUCUCAUCAAUAACAAACAACACUUAUUCUAAAAGCGACAUUAGAAAUACCGAACAAAUAAUAUUGCAAUCUAUUGAUUUCUAUUUGUCAAUCCCAACCCCGUUGGUAUUUCUCCGUCGUUUGUCAAAGGCUAUGGAUGUAAGCUUCCUUUACUUUACCUUUCUUUCCAGGCUGAUAGAACUAUGCACAACCUAGCUAAAUAUUUCUUAGAACUAACGAUACAAGAGUAUGAUCUUGCACACUUACCGGGGAAUCUCCGCUCUGUGACUGCGUUAUGCUUGUCUCGAGCACUGUGUCUAGGCACUUCAGAGCUUGAAAAAGCUUGGUGUGAUAAACUCUCAUAUCUUAGUGGUUACAGAUUGAGUGAUAUCCGUGAUUAUCUACAAAUUCUCGCUCGCGCUGCUUAUCGUCAAAAUUCUCCUUCAAAGUAUAGGGCGAUAUUUAACAAGUAUCGUGUGGACGAUUUUUAUGGACGUGUAGCUUCCUUACCUCAACUUCGCUCAUAUCUAAUGGAAACGCUGGCAGAUCUCAAAUUCGAUAGUGAUGGGGAGGCAAAUUCAGCGUAGUGCUGUUGAGAAAAACCUCAUAUAAUCCUAAAUUCAGUGAUGUCACUUGAAUGUCUAACUGUUUCCUGUUCCAUUUACUUCCCGGAUUAUUUAUUUUUAAUCUACUAUAGAAGUGCUUUGAAAUCUCAUUGGAAUAAGUGUAUAUUUAUCCUUAACUGUCUUCGAUUUUAAUGUACAAUCUUAUAAUACACACUUUUAUCAACC
Messenger RNA from Schistosoma turkestanicum, 1558 nucleotides. The record is from the annotation of a GenBank genome assembly. Lineage: Eukaryota; Metazoa; Platyhelminthes; Trematoda; Strigeidida; Schistosomatidae.